ACCCCCUUAAACACAACAACCUUAUCGAUAGACAGUUGCUAGAAUUUCAGAUAAUUUUAAACACCGUUCCACAGGCGUAACGCCAACUCCUAUUUCUAACAUAUUAUAAGCUAUUAUUAUUCUUCCUUUCAGUUUCAUAAAGAUUUUUUCCUUUUUUAAGUACCAUAACCCUUCCUACUUCCUUCUACCUUGUCUCACUUAUAAAAACUCUUUCUUUUAUAAAGUUUGGAUUCACACUCAAAAGAGAGAAAAGGACAAAUGCCAAUGAGUUCAGGUUCAGGAGACAAGCAAGAUAUGCAUGAUCAAACUGGUUGCUUUGAUCCCAACACAAUGGAUGAAGGUAUUGAAAACUCUCAGAAAGAUUACAACACAAACAAUAAUAAUAUUAAUCUUGAAGAGGAUUUCAAGCCUUCUGUGGAAGAGGAACUCUCUUAUCACAAUCCACAACACCUUGAAGAUGUUUCCACCUAUACAAAUGGUUUCACUCCCUCACCAAUAGACAUUGAACAGCAAAAUCUUGGUUUGAACAUUGGGGGCUCUUACAAUAACAGCAGCAACAACGACAUGGAUAACCAUUUGGCAAACGAGGUGUAUCAGAACUCGACUUGGGACCCUAGUGUUCAGGAUAUGGACUAUAUCAAUCACCAAGAACACCACCAACUAUCUGAACAACAAUAUCAACAAUUUGUUGAGACGCAAAACCAUAACCAAAGCUAUAAUCCCUCUAGCAUACUAGACCCUUCUUACUCUUCACCCGAUCUCCUUAACCUUCUCCGUUUACCUAGAUGUUCAGCUUCAUCUUUGCUCACAACUCCAUCCAAUAUUUGCUUGACAAACCCAACUCAAAAAGCACCUAAUUUUCAUAGCUCAAUGAGUUUUCUUGGAGACCUUCCAAUAGGAUCAUCAGAUAAUACAAGUGGAUCAUCAGUUUUGUAUGAUCCUCUAUUUCCUUUGAACCUUCCCCCACAGCCACCAGCUCUUAGAGAAUUGUUUCAAUCUCUCCCUAACGGCUAUAGCAUGCCGACAAGUUCAAGGAAUGGUUCUAUUUUCGGUGGAGGGGAUGAGAUGGAGGGAGAUGGAGACAUGGGAGUGCUGGAAUUCAAUAGGGUCACUGCUUCUGUUGGCAAAGGAAGAGGAAAAGCUACAAAGCACUUUGCAACUGAGAAACAAAGAAGAGAGCAGUUGAAUGGAAAGUACAAAAUCUUGAGGAGUCUCAUCCCAAAUCCCACUAAGGUGGAUAGAGCAUCAGUGGUUGGAGAUGCUAUUGAGUAUAUAAGAGAGCUGAUUAGAACUGUGAAUGAGCUGAAAUUAUUGGUGGAGAAGAAAAGACAUGGGAGGGACAUGUGUAAGAGACUUAAAACAGAAGAUGAUGCUGCUGAAAGCUGUAACAUAAAGCCUUUUGGUGAUCCAGAUGGAAACAUAAGGACCUCAUGGCUGCAGAGGAAAUCCAAAGACAGUGAGGUUGAUGUUCGGAUUAUCGACGAUGAUGUUACAAUAAAACUGUUUCAGAGGAGGAAGGUUAAUUGUCUGCUGUUUGUUUCCAAAGUUCUUGAUGAACUUCAGCUGGAACUUCACCAUGUUGCAGGUGGACAUGUUGGUGAAUAUUGCAGUUUCUUGUUCAAUAGCAAGGUAACUGAAGGUUCAUCAGUUUAUGCAAGUGCUAUAGCCAACAGGGUGAUUGAUGUUCUGGACACUCAAUAUGCAGCAGGAGUUCCACAUACAAGUAGGCUGUAGUCACAAUAUCAAGCACCAAAUGACAUGAAUGAGACAAUUUAGAAUAAUGAUAAUAGUUAUAUUAUUAUAGUAAUAAUUUCAUAGGAACAUCUAGGAGAUGCUAAACUUUACAAGUUCAAUAGUUUCUUACUUUGUGUGGUUUUUUUUAUUGGUACUUUGUGGUGGUUCAUGACAUAGUUUCUUGAAUUCUGAUGAAAAAUUAUUGUCUGGAUUUUUAUUUGGGAUAAUUAAUUUAGUUUAAUUUUGAAGUAUGCUAUGUUC
Messenger RNA from Trifolium pratense (red clover), 1995 nucleotides. RefSeq names its product transcription factor bHLH91-like. NCBI's taxonomy places the organism in Eukaryota, Viridiplantae, Streptophyta, Magnoliopsida, Fabales, Fabaceae. Gene Ontology annotation, molecular function: protein dimerization activity. Gene Ontology annotation, biological process: regulation of DNA-templated transcription; anther wall tapetum development. The transcript has 4 exons. Bases 259 to 1734 code for a protein of 491 amino acids. The record is from RefSeq and is a predicted model, not a curated record.